Meloidogyne enterolobii is the source of this 317-nucleotide messenger RNA. The record is from the annotation of a GenBank genome assembly. Lineage: Eukaryota; Metazoa; Nematoda; Chromadorea; Rhabditida; Meloidogynidae.
UUUGCCCAAACUAUUUCUUCACAGAGAUGGAUGAAGCAAUAAUGCAUAUCAUUGAGGGGUGGGGGAAUUUUGGAGUCAAACCUCUUUGUAAAAAUCAUUUUGGAAUGUUAGAUAAUUAUUUUGGUGUAUCAAAAUGGUGUGCGGAUUGCUUGGAAUUUAUGUUCUCUGGAGCAGGCGGAGAAGUUAUGACACCAAAUGAUGAAAGCACUUUUAAUUUUUGUUUAUAUGUCUGUAAGGAUUGUAUAAAACUUACGAAUUAUAGAAAUUACACAUACAGACAUACUAUACGGUUAAGACUUUACUCAUACAUUUAUUAA